Messenger RNA from Strongylus vulgaris, 321 nucleotides. Lineage: Eukaryota; Metazoa; Nematoda; Chromadorea; Rhabditida; Strongylidae. The record is from the annotation of a GenBank genome assembly.
AACACCGACGAGGACAACGCUAAAGUCAGUCGCGAGGUCGGCUUAGCGGUAUGUGAAGGAAUACAAAGUUUUGGAAAAGGACGGUAUGAUGAAGCCGCUGAGAAGAUGCUACCUGUACGACAUGAAGUGUAUCGAGUUGGAGGAAGUAAUGCGCAGAGAGACAUUUUUGCACAAACACUGAUCCAGGCUUGCAUCUUAUCUACUAAUCCACAACAUUUCAAUCAAACUAACACCCUCUUGGAAGAGAGAAGCGCUCUCAGUAAGAACUCGCCGUUAGGGGAACGACUGGCCGCGAAGUUCAGAAAACAUCAUCCUUUGUAA